CUACACGGGACUGCAAAGUGCGUCAUGGGGUCCGUCCCUUGGAGCUGGGGAAGCUCAUCCCUUGCCCAUGUUGCAGCCAGCGCAGCUUACUGGAGAGAAGGGAGAGGAGAGAGGAGAGAGACUGGAGCCUUUUGCACCUACAUCAUAUUCUCGCUCGUAAUCCGCAUAUUCUGUCCUGUCCCUGGCCAAGCCAAAGCUGUCUCUCCUUCCAUACAUGCCUACCUGCAUACAUAUUAAUACCCAGCUAGGUAGGGAACCUAAGGUACAUACAAAGAAGCACACGUUGUCCCCUUGAACAGGCGAAAUCCCCCCUUGCCUACCGGCAUCGCUUUCUAAACACUUCCACUCUCGCCUUGCUCCAAAUAAAGACAGCUUUUCAUUACACCGUAUUUCCCUCCUUCCUCUGCCUCUGCCUCUCUCCCCCUCCCUCCCUUUCACAUACAUUACGUAGAUACCUAGGCCGUUGCCGACACCUCAACCUUGCGACCUGCUCCAGCCUGAAACCAGCAUUCCUUGCUCCAGCCCCCAACCAGCUCGAAGCUUCUCCGAAACUGCUCUCGAAACCUCCGUGCCGCCCGCCCCGACGCUCACGCCCUCCCUGCUUCAGUGACGCGAUUGCUCUCUUAUCAAGUGGUCGUCUUCUGCCCCUCGUCUGUCAAAUUGGCGUCCGCCGUCCACCGCUCCAGACGGGCUUGGGAACGAAACUUCAGACCUCCGAACCUCCGUCGCAUCAACACCACAUCCCGCCGCUGCUGGGCUUCCUGUCACAACUCCGCCGAAUGGCACUCGGCCCAGUCGCAGAUUAUGGCUCCCGGCGGCGCUGAUCGCAAAACAGAAAAGUCCUACCUGUCGUCUGCUGUCGACUCCAUCAACCCGUGGGCCGGGAGUCGGAGCUCGACGCCGACGCCAACCCUCAAGGAUCCUCCGCAGCAGCCCGUGCCGGUCCCGAACUCUCGUCCCGGCGAUCACAGCAUCACCCACUUAUACGGCCAAAGCAUCAAAAGUUACCCCGUCGACUGUCCUCCGCUGAACGUCCUGUGGUACCACGCAACUGAUGUCCCCAAGCGGAAACCCCAAUUCCUCCGAGACAAAUCCAAACCCGUCGAUGAUGCGAAGCCCCAGCCUCAACCAAAGAAGUUCCUCCCGUUUUCAAAGCUAGAUUCACGAGCAAUCGAGACUGCUUACCAGCGCCUGCUUGAGGAUUCUGAGAGAAGGAGAGAGGAGCGGUCAUUGCGGAACAUCUCGUCGAGCUCGCGACGUGGCCGUACGAAGACCGAUGAAGGGAGCGUCCAUAGCAGCCUGGAGACCAGUCCCGAAGGGGCUCAGACCCCAAAAACACGAGUUCCCGUGAACGAGGACUAUCUUUUUGACGUCGAUAUCGAGAACAGAGAGCUGGCCCCCGUCUACUGGCUCGGCCCGGUCUACGAGGUCCGACGCGGUACAUGGUUCUACGAAGAAGGCUCGUCUUUGCGGCCAUGUGAGGAGAACCUGGCCUCGCAGCUGGAGGAGGGUUACCUCAGGGUCAAGCCCUGGACUUAUCCCAAGCCACGAGUCCGCAGUGACUCGAAGAACAAGGACGUGAAGAACAAGGAUGUGACUCCAAAAGCAUCCGUCGAGAAUCUCAAGGCCGCCGCUUCGACAACUCCGCCCACAGAGAGCGGUAAGCUCACAGGACCGCCGAACCAGCACCAGCCGUCAUCCCACCGAUUGUUCGGUGCCUGGAUGAACAGCAUCGCGACUUACCAGGACGCAAACACGGCAUGGCUCACAUCAGACAGCAUGCUCUCGUGGGUGACCUCAACGAUGUAUGAAAGGUUCUCGGGCGGAGGUUUUAUGAGCGGCGUCAAGCUGGUCAGGGGCUACUCCGAUGUAGCCAAAGCCAAAAAAGAGAAGCAGCCGGCCACACCGACCGAUCCCACAGCUACCCCCCAGCUGGACGAGAAACAACAAAAGCUACUCAAGAGGAGGUCUGCGCCGCCCUCUUCCCGGCCUUCCCAGUCCAACGACGACCUUUCGCGUACUGAAGAAGAUGAUAGUAGGGAGAACUCCCUCCAACAGCAGAUUUCGUCGCUGAUGGAGGGGGCCGAGCGGAAUCAGGAGGAGCAGGAAGAAGAGAUUCGGAAGCGCGAGGAAAAGGAGAUCGAAAACGACUACAACGGCCAGCUCGGCGAAACCCAAGGACGAGAUAUCGAGCACUUGGUGCUCGUCACGCACGGGAUCGGCCAGCUUCUCGGCAUUCGCAUGGAAAGCGUCAACUUUGUCCACGACGUCAAUAUCUUACGCAAAAACAUCAAGUCGGUGUACUCUAGCUCUGCGGACUUACGGGCUCUGAACUCGGAACUCGAAGAUGGUCCGAGAAACUGCCGCGUGCAGGUUCUGCCUGUGUGCUGGAGACAUCUUCUCGAUUUCCCCAGGAGACGGGAGAAGAAGAACGAGCGAGAUAUCGGCGACGGUGCUUUAGACGAGGAUGAUUACCCUUCCUUGGAGGAUAUCACUAUUGAAGGCGUGGCUUUUGCCAGGUCUCUGAUUUCAGACCUUGCGCUCGACGUCCUGCUUUACCAAAGUGCCUACCGGGAGCAGAUUUCAGAGAUUGUUUUAAAAGAGUCGAAUCGCAUCUACAAACUGUUCCUCGAACGGAACCCGGAAUUCAAGGGGAAAGUCCACAUCGUUGGCCACUCUCUCGGCUCCGCCAUCAUGUUUGACAUUCUUUGUCGGCAGAAGGAGAAAUCGAGAGGGCCGGAGAGUCCUAGGAAUCCGCUCCGGUUCUGGCCAGCACAGGAAAAGUCCCAGGGCCCCCGAGACCGGGAGGCCAACGAGCUGCGAUUCGAGUUCGACGUGGAGGACUUUUACUGCCUGGGAUCGCCGGUGGGCUUGUUCCAGAUGCUCAAGGGGCGGACAAUAUCGGCUCGUCACCUCCCGAAUGCCCGCCCGUCAGAGAGUCCUCUGAAUCCGGACUUGAUAGACGACCCCUUUCUCACAGCGGGGCCGUCAUCCCCAACCCAUCGGGUCUCUGCCAUCACCGGGCUCCCUUAUUCUGUGUCGUCGCCCAAGGUAUCGCAGCUUUUCAAUGUCUUCCACCCCUCGGACCCCAUCAGUUACCGACUUGAGCCCCUGAUUUCGCCUGCCAUGUCGUCACUUAAACCGCAAGUGUUGCCGUACACCAAGAAGGGCAUAUUUGGCAAUGUUGCUCAGCAGGGCUUGUCGGGCAUCGGCAUGAAGGUCGGCCAGAGUGUCAGUGGGCUGUGGUCUAGCUUAAGUGCGGGAAUCGCGAGCAAUUUGCUGAACCGCAGUCUUGGCCUCAGCAACGAAGACGUGGCCAAGAUGAACUCGGCGAAUGCGGCACAACAAGUGUCGGGGGCGGGAACGAACAUCGCAGAUAGCGGCGUCAUCUCUGACGUGUCGAAGCUGGAGGCAAAGACCAACGAGCGCAAGAAGCAGCUUGCCGACUCCAAGGCCAUGGUCGGCCGCACCAGCAUCAGCGGCAACGAGAUGACACUGAUCGACGACGAGCUGGAAACUCUCUACGCCAAGUUCCAGGAGAAGCGUGUGGAUCUGGCCAAAUCAGACGACGACGGCGGCAGGGCGGAUUGGGCCGAGGCAGAGCGUAAGGCGCAGAAGCUGCGGCGGGAGGAGAUGAAGGUCCGGGCCCUGAAUCGCAACGGGCGCGUGGACUACAGCAUUCAAGAAAGCGUUCUUGACUUCAAUCCCAUGAACACGAUAGCCUCGCACAUGAGUUACUGGUCCGACGAAGACGUCAGCCACUUCAUCCUCUCACAACUUCUCUCUAAUAGAUCGCGGACAGACCGGAGAUAAGACUUAGAGUAGACAUAGCAGGCAGAAGAGCAAGUUAGUCAAUGCAGGACAAUCCAUGACGAAAAGACAGCAC
Molecule: messenger RNA, 3886 nt
Organism: Colletotrichum destructivum
Lineage: Eukaryota; Fungi; Ascomycota; Sordariomycetes; Glomerellales; Glomerellaceae
Product: Putative DDHD domain-containing protein
Exons: 6
Coding region: 805-3813 (1002 amino acids)
Cellular component (GO): cytoplasm
Molecular function (GO): metal ion binding; glycerophospholipase activity
Source: RefSeq, a predicted model, not a curated record